Messenger RNA from Penicillium daleae, 1947 nucleotides. RefSeq lists its product as uncharacterized. The record is from RefSeq and is a predicted model, not a curated record. Gene Ontology annotation, biological process: regulation of GTPase activity; signal transduction. Gene Ontology annotation, cellular component: cytoplasm. The transcript is spliced from 2 exons. The coding region runs from base 1 to 1947 and encodes 648 amino acids. NCBI's taxonomy places the organism in Eukaryota, Fungi, Ascomycota, Eurotiomycetes, Eurotiales, Aspergillaceae.
AUGCCGUCCCGCAACUCCACCCUGCCCAAUCUCGACCUCAAGUCGCUCAAGGUGGACUUUACUAACGGGAAAUUGACCACCCCUCUCUCCCCAGGGGCCCAGAGCUCCGAUGGACUCAGUCCCUUGACCCCGCGCUCGCCCAACACCGCCUCGAGCUCUCCGUUCCUCAAGGGCGCUACCAUUCGUCCCGUUACCCAGGACUCCAGCAGCAAGUCCACCAGCCCGGUCAUUCCACCGAAAUCGCCUGGUCUUUCGGCCACCGAACUCGGCCCCGAGCCCUCUACACCUGGUCUGACGGCCAUUCCUCAAUAUUUCCCUUCUCAGAAAGACUCGAAGUCUUCACACACCCGCGACGCAUCUAAAUCAUUCUUCAGCACUCUAAAAGCACCCAAGUCGUCCCACCGCGCACAGCGAUCAGACAGCUCGGAGAACUCCACCGAACCCCCCAAGAGCCGAGGUAGCUCGAGGGACCGGAAGACGGCACCGAAGUUCCAUGAGUCGACCCCUGACUUGCCUGGCGCCCUAGCCAAGGCAGGUGAGAGUGACAAGAACGCAAACGGUUCCAGCGACAAGACCACCAAACCAACGGGCCCUAAGAAGACCACUACCGAGGUGGAUCCAGCUCCAUUCAAGAAGAGCAAGCCGCGAUUCGCAAACCUUUUGACCCGAUCGCGAUCUAUUCGAGUUGAUGAAUCAUCUGGAAAUCGAGCUGCUGGUCGACGACCGUCUACUGGUCUGGCGAAGUUGGAGGAAUUCAAUUCUCCACAGGCAUCAAGCGCAUCGCGCUCUGCUACCCUUCGCCCGGAGCGCCCUGCUGAAGGGGGACUGCAUCCACCCUCACGACACGCAGAUGCUGCGUCUGUCAGAAAGGAGAAGGGUCAUGGUGGGUCCAUGGUGAAUUCUGCCUCAUUGAGCCAGGUUUCUGGUGCCUCGGCUGCCAUCUUCAACAAUCUGAAACAGUCCUCAAGCGGGGCCGCCGAUCGUAUUGGCAAGGCAGGCAAGGGCUUCUUCGGCAAAAUCACUAGGAGUGGUAGCACGAAUGAGCGGGAGCUGAUCAACGAUGACAACUAUGUGUGCUCCGUGAUCAACCUUCCCCUCAUCGAGCAGGCCAGGAAGACCCGUAUUGCCAAGAAGCUGGACGGUUGCAGAGACAAGACCGAGUUUUGGAUGCCCGCACUUCCCUACCGCUGCAUCGAUUACCUUAACUACAAGGGCUGCGAGGAAGAGGGUCUCUACCGAGUACCAGGCAGCGGCCGUGAGGUGAAACAUUGGCAGAGGCGGUUCGAUUCACAAUUAGACGUCAGCCUCUUCGAUGUACCAGACCUUUACGAUAUCAACACGGUUGGAUCGUUGUUCAAGGCCUGGCUCCGCGAACUGCCAGACGAGCUCUUCCCCAAAGCCACACAGGACAUGAUCGCCGAGAAGUGUGAGGGCGCUACCACCGCUCCGCAACUGCUCAAGGAUGAGCUGUCCAAACUUCCACCCUACAACUACUACCUUCUCUUCGCCAUCACUUGCCACCUCAAUCUCCUCCACUCAUACGUCGACCAGAACAAAAUGGACUACCGCAAUCUCUGCAUCUGUUUCCAGCCUUGCAUGAAGAUUGAUGCUUUCUGCUUCCAAUUCUUGGUCUGUGACUGGAAGAACUGCUGGCAGGGUUGCUGGACUGAGAAGGAAUACAUUCAGAAGGAGAAGGAGAUGGAUGAGCUGGAGAGGAAGGCAGCGGAAGAGAAGGAUGUCAAGGUCCUGGUCGAGCCAUCCCAGUCCUCAUCCAAACACGAACGCGCCGUCUCGUCCGGUUCCAGCUCUCGGUCAGAGGAAGAAAAGCCUCGCCCAGAGACGUCCCGUGGCCGAAAGGCUAAGCCGAAGAACAUUGAAACCGCACACACUCGAAGCAUCUCCCAACUUCCGGAGCUUGGCCCGCCUCUCUCACCUAUUAAGAUCUAG